CUCACCGUCUUUCAUAACCAUAAUACUAUGAGCGGCCGUCAUAUCAGUGGCAAUAAGUACGAAGUCAUUAAACUUUAUUCCAAUUACAGUUUCCAUUUUGUCGGAGAAAAAUUAAUCUUCUCAUAAACGAACGUGAACUAUUAAAAAGUAGAAACAGAAAUAUAAAACUUCUGUUUUCAAGUUUUCUACAGAACAACACAAUAAUGUAUAAAGAUAAAAUGAUGGAGCGGUUUUUUCGUUUAGGUAACUUUUGAGCGAAACAAUUCCGUCACUACCUUCAGAUAAAUAAAUGAUAGCGAUGAUAACAAUAUUAGUCAACAAACCACAGAUAUUCAGUUAAGUAUCAACAUUCAAAAGUCGUGACUCGUGAAUAGAUAUCGCCAACAGAUAGGUAUUCAAAAGUUAGUAAAAACUAAAAAUAAGUUAUUUUAUGUAUCUGUGGGUAUCACGGGUUAAUUUAUUACUUUUAGUGAAAUUAAUCGUUUUGACUGUUGAAGUAUUAGUUUUGAAAUAGUCGACUCAUCAAAAUGUCUGAAAAAAGACAACACCAAGAUAGUGAUGAGGAGAAUAAUUCGUCUGAUGACGAUUGUGUGGGUCCAAGUUUAUCGGAAGCAACAGAAAUAGUUGAAAAAAAGAAAAGAAAAGGUUAGUCAGUUUUGUGUACUUUAGUCAUGUAUCUACACAAAAAAACUUUCUCCUUAUUCAUUUAAACCAAUUUUAACUCAAAAUAUUAAAUAAAUAUUCAUAAAAUUAAAAAAAUUUGAUACAAAUUACAAUUUCGACCAAUUUGUUUAUCAUAUCUGCAAUUUACUCUGCACUUUAAUAUUUUUACUUAUAUAGAAUAUUGAGUUGCUAAAAUAGUAUUACCAUAAUACCUAUUUAUAUUAUUUUGGAUAUAAAUUUUCAAUUACAUAUAAUUGUGUUUAUUUUCUGAGUAAUAAACCUUUAAAUUCUUUUGUUUUUUUUUUGUAAUUUUGAAUGGAUAAUAUAGUCCAGAAUAUAAUUUCAUCUUGCAGCUUUGUCCCAAAUAUUAAAAUUAUUAUUAACUUACGUAUAUUUAAUAAAAUACUUAGCAUGGCACAACUUCAAUGUUAAAAUAAUUAAUAAAUAGAUAAUACCUUGGCAAAUAGUUUUUAUUUUUUCAAAUAUUUAAUUCACAUCCCUAUAAAAUUGAGAUAGGUACCAGCAUUCUAUUUAUGCAUAUUCUGCAAGUAGACAUUUUAUAACUAAACAGACAAUUAAGUGGAUAUUUAUGUAAAUAUUUUAAUAAAUAGUUUUAGAAUAUGAACAUUUAUACUUGGAAAAUUUACCGACAUGUGAUACAUACGAAAAAAGUUAUAUGCAUCGAGAUGUCGUUACACACAUAAUUAUCACCAAGUAAUUUACUUUAAUGUUACAAUAUUUAAAAAUCCAAACGUUAUGCGUAAUUUUUAAUUUAGUUUUUUUCCUUUUUAAUUUACAGAACUGAUUUUUUAAUAACAGCCAGUUGUGAUGGGCAUGUUAAAUUUUGGAAAAAAAGUGAAGAGCUAAUAGAAUUUGUAAAACAUUUUCGCGCUCAUCUCACUCCAGUUAUUGAUUUAGCGGAUAAUUACAAUGGAACUCUCGUGUGUACAAUAUCGUCUGACCAAAUGGUUAAAGUUUUCGAUGUUAUUAAUUUUGGUAUGUGUAAAUUAUACAUCAUAUUUAUAUCAAUUUUAUGUAAUUGUUUUGAUCUUGGAAAUAAACCCAUUAGUUCUAUUGAAAUAUGAUUUAUCUGCCAUUUAAAUCUAUUUUGAUUUUUAAAAUUGUACUUCAGUAUUUUAUUACAAAUUGUAUUAUUUUGUUUAAUUUGCAGACAUGAUUAACAUGAUAAAAUUAAAUUACAUCCCAUUAAGUGCAUGUUGGAUUCAUUCAAAAGGCGAUAAAGUUCACACCCUAGCUGUGUUAGUAAUAUUGAAACCCUAUUGAAAUUUUGUUUCAUAAUUUGUAUUUAUUUUUUUAAUUUUAAGGAAAUAUUAACUGAAGUAUUAAUUUUAUUGUAGAAGCAGUGCUACUGAUCCAAAAAUAUAUAUUUAUGAUGAAAAUGGAACAUCCCUUCAUGUGAUUGAAAAAAUGCAUACUAAGCCAAUAGUAUUCAUUAAGGUAUUAUUUUGGAAAUGGCAAUUUAUUCCUUUUAGAUUCUGAGCAAUCAAUAUCUUGGUUUUACUAUGAUAAUCAAUUUUUUUUGUAUGUGUAAAAAAUAAUUUACCUGCCCCAUUUAAAAAAAAAGUCAAGAGACCUUUUUUGUUGCAUUUUGGAUCUAAUUGAUACGCAUUUCAAAAGUCAUUGUUUAAUAUUAUCCAAAGAGUUUUCUUAAUAAUUGGAAAAAAAUGAUAAAGUUUAUGGUGUUAACAAUUUUGUUAUUUUAUAUUUUGGUUUUUUUUUUUGUAAUUUAAAAUAAUUAUAUUAGCCUUUGCUAAAAAUGGUAAAACAUUCUUGUGAUUUUUGAGCUAUUUAUUUAUUUUGGCAUUUAACAUUUUCAAGUUGUUUGGUUAUUAUUUAAUUUAAUGUAGAUAAAAUUGUUUGACCGAACAUAAUUGCUUAAGAAUUUAAUACUAGGUUCAUUUUAAGUUUAAUUAGUAGUUAAAAAAAAAGUUGAACAUAAUGUCAGUUUUUUUUAUAAACAUAUUAAAAUCAAAAUAUGACAACAAUUUUAAAAAUUCCAAAAUAUGUAUAACUGAACGUUUUUCAGGUAAAAAUAAUUUAUAAUUGCAUACAUUUAUAAAUCAAAUAACAUUAUGUAUCCUAUCUUUCCAAAUUUUUACCUAUAUCAGCUCUUUUUUUUUUUUUUUAAUUUAUAAUUAAUAUAUUCUUUACUAAAAAUACAAUUACAAUUUUAGUUCAAUUGUGUAUUUGAAGUAGCUGUAUCAGCAGAUAAGAGUGGAAUUAUUGAAUAUUGGUCUGGAGCCAAAAAAGACUAUCAGUUCCCAACACAAGUACAAUUUGAUUCAAAGCUCGACACUGAUCUCUUUGAAUUUGUUAGACAUAAAACACAUCCAACAUGUUUAUGUUUUUCAAAUGACGGUUUAAAAUUUGCUACUAUGUCUCCAGAUCGAAAAGUAAGUUAUAUACUUUUAAAAAAUGUCUUAUGUUAUUAAAAACAAUUUUUAUUUUAAGGUUAGAGUUUUUAAUUUUUUGACGGGUAAAUUAAACAGAGUUUAUGAUGAAACUUUGGCUCGUUUUAGUGAACUUCAGCAAAAAAAGCAACAAAUACCUAAUAUUGAAUUUAUUCGAAGGUAAACCCAGCAUCUCAUCGGGUUUUUAAAUCUGUUUUAUUACUAAAAUUUUUAAUCCUAAUAAUUAUAGAAUGGCUAUUGAACGAGAAUUGGAUAAAUUGCAAAUUUCACAUACAGCUAAUUUGUGUUUUGAUGAAAGUGGACAUUAUUUGUUUUAUCCAACCAUGUUGGGUGUGAAAGUUGUGAACAUAUUUAAUAAUACAUUGGUAAAAAUUAUUGGAAAACCAGAAAAUCUCAGGGCGUUACGAGUCGCCUUAUUCCAAGUCAGUACCUACUACCUACAUCACAGCAUAAGUUGUAUAUUUCAUUAUUAAAUUUUAGAUUCCGAGUGUAGUGAGGGAGCUUUUGAUUUACAAUGCUGUUUUUUUUUUCUAGUCUGUGGACAGGUUUUUUUUCUUGUAAACUUGCUCUGAUGUAUAAGUGUAGCAUUUUUUCUGAAAGCUCUAAUUGUCUAAAUUGUAUUUUAAAUGAGUUAUUUUUAGAUUUUUGACACCAUUUUUUGAAAUAAAAUUACUUAAGUGGGAAAACGUAGGAAAAGUACAAUUUCACGAUUUUAUUAUUUUACAAAAACACGAACAAACGUUUUCUACCAGAAAAAAUGAUUUAAUUGAAAAAUCACUAGAUACCUUUUUUUUUGUUAUUUUUUUAAUUUACUUUCUUAUAGUUUUAUUGCCAAAACUUUUGAGUCUCAUUUGAACUUUAAAGAAAUUUUAAUUUUUGGGUGUUUUUUGCUAUAAUUCGGUUAUAAAUACACAGAGACUUGAAACUUGGUAGUAAUACUUAAAUUGGACUUCUAUAAGUAAAAUUUCUGAAAUAAUCGGACAACUUUUUUUUCCUUUUUUAAUUAGCGUUUUGAUAUAAAAUUUAAUUAAAAUUGCAAAAAAUUAAUUUAGGGCACUUUAAAUUACUUAUUUAUUUGUAUUACUGAACUAUGCUUAGAAUCAUCUUUCAUCAAUCAGUGGUUUAUCGUUUCUUACAUGUAUAAAUGAAAUAACUUUGUAUAUCCUACUUUCCCUACUUCUCACCUACAACAGUGGCUGCUCUCAUCCCCAGUAUCGGCUUUUUUUUUAGUAUAAAAUUUUCACAUUAAUAUGGUUAUUUAUUUGUAGGGUAAAGCCAAAAAACCUAAAGCAGCAGUAACUUUAGAAAUGGAAGCAGCAACAAAUCCUACAUUAGAAAGUUCUUCAAGUGAUCCAACACUGUUUUGCACAGCAUAUAAAAAAAAUAGAUUUUAUAUGUUUACCAAGUUAGUUUUUUUGUAAUUUAUUGUAAACUUAUCAAUGUUAUUAAAAUAAUUGAUUUAUAAUUUAUUAGUACAUAUUUGUUUUAUUAUGUAGACGUGAACCUGAAGACAUUAAAAGCAUUGAUGCAGAUCGAGAUGUAUUUAAUGAAAGACCUUCAAAAGAAGACAUUAUAUCUUCUACUGAAGCUGCUUGUAAGUCAAGUAUAGAAUUAAUUUUUUUCAAACUUUGAAUUUAAUGUAUUUAUGUUGUAAUGCCAAAUGUAAUAAAAUGUAUGUAAUGAUUAAUAAAACAUGUUUAUAUGAGAGUGGAAUUAACUAUUUACAAAUGUUUGUAGGUAUUCAACGGUUAUACGAUACGGCUGUUAUACACACUGUUUUUGGUGAUAUUCAAGUUUCAUUGUUCAAAGAAUGCCAGAAAACUGUUGAGAACUUUUGUGUACAUGCCAAGAACGGAUAUUACAACAGUAAUAUAUUCCAUAGAGUCAUAAAAGGAUUCAUGAUACAGACUGGAGACCCUACGGGUAAUAAAAAAACAACUGAUGUUUAAAACAAGCCAACUUCUAUGCCAUGUUACUAAUUUUAUUUUUUUGAUUGUUUAAGGCACUGGUUUGGGCGGAGAAAGUAUAUGGGGAGGAGAAUUUGAGGAUGAAACUCGUCCACAUUUAAAGCAUGAUCGACCUUACACUUUAAGUAUGGCAAAUGCUGGACCACAUACAAAUGGUAGUCAGUUCUUUAUCACUCUCAUACCUACUGUGAGUGUUAAUUUAUUAAAAUUAGGUUUAAAUAUAAUUUAUUUAUAACAAAAUAUAUGCAAGGUAUAAAUAAACUAUAUGUACUAUUAUUUUUAGCCUUGGUUGGAUUUUAAACACACGGUAUUCGGAAGAGUUACCAAAGGAAUGGAAGUGGUGCAAACUAUAUGCAAUGCCAAAACACAUCCAAAAACUGACAAGCCACACGACGAUAUACAAAUAAUUAAUAUUAGUUUGAAAUAAGCAAUUAGGUAAACAAUUUUUUUUUUUUAAACAUUUACAAUUUUUUGUAUUUGUAUUAUUUGUUUAAUAUUAUCGGUACAUUAUUCAUAAACACGAAUAACAUAAUAUACCAAGAUCUUUAUUUUACUUAAAAUUUUAAAAUAAUUUAUUUUGCCAAUAAAACAACUAAUCAACAAUGAUUUGCUAAGUACAUAUCAGAGAUUUCAUAUUAAUUAUGUCCAUUAAAUGUACA
Messenger RNA from Cinara cedri, 5721 nucleotides. NCBI's taxonomy places the organism in Eukaryota, Metazoa, Arthropoda, Insecta, Hemiptera, Aphididae. The record is from the annotation of a GenBank genome assembly.